Molecule: messenger RNA, 3198 nt
Organism: Aptenodytes forsteri (emperor penguin)
Lineage: Eukaryota; Metazoa; Chordata; Aves; Sphenisciformes; Spheniscidae
Gene: PLEKHA6
Product: pleckstrin homology domain containing A6
Exons: 21
Source: RefSeq, a predicted model, not a curated record
AUGUCAAGCAAAGCGGGCGGCAAGCGACCAGCGACCAUCACCAGUGAGCCCUCCAACCACGCCAUGGUGUCGGAGGUGCCCCCGGAGCGCCCCGGAGGCCGGGCUUCGCGCUCCUCCCGCAAGGGCAUCGCCUUCGGGAAGCGCUCCAAUUCCAUGAAGAGGAAUCCCAACGCCACCGUGACCAAAAGCGGCUGGCUCUACAAACAGGCCAGCUCGGGGGUGAAGCAGUGGAACAAGCGCUGGUUCGUGCUGGUGGAUCGCUGCCUCUUCUACUACAAAGAUGAGAAGGAGGAGAGUAUCCUGGGCAGCAUCCCCCUCCUCAGCUUCCGCGUGGCGGCCGUGCAGCCCUCCGACAACAUCAGCAGGAAGCACACGUUCAAGGCCGAGCAUGCUGGCAUACGGACCUACUUCUUCAGCGCCGAGAACACGGAGGAGCAGGAGUCCUGGAUCCAAGCCAUGGGCGAAGCCGCCCGGGUGCAGAUCCCCCCGACCCAGAGGUCAGUGCCCACCGUCUCCCCGCACGAGAAGCCAGACUCUGAAAACAUCCCCCCCAGCAAACACCACCACCACCACCGCAACGCCACCCACCGUGAGCACCCCAAAGCCGACCCCGACGCCAAGACCCGGGGGGAAGGUGAUGGCCGUGGCUCGGAGAAGAUUGAGAGGAAGUCGGAGAGGAUGGAGAGCAAGAAGGAGCCCUUGGCCAAAGCCAAUGGCAUUGCCGGGCAGGAGAUGCCCUCAGAGCCCGGCAGUCCUUACCCCGAGGCGCCCCAGGUGCCGGGGAGCGGGGAGCGGCCGCCCCAGCCCAACGGCUGGCCGUACUCGUCACCCAGCCGCCCCGGCAGCACCGCAUACCCCCCGCCCGAUGGGGAGAGCGUGGCCCACCGCCGGGGCUUUGUCCCCCGCACCAACCCCGAGAAGAUCGCCCAACGCAAGAGCUCGAUGACGCAGCUGCAGCAGUGGGUGAACUCGCGCCGGGGGGCCGUGGCCCCCGCGGGGCCGCCCCCGGAGGAGCUGCGGAGCCCCACCAGGUUUUACCCCGUGUCUCGCCGGGUGCCCGACUACUAUUCCCCCUACUCACCCCAGUACCCCGAGGACUACCAGUACUACCCACCUGGGGUGCGCCCCGACAGCAUCUGCUCCAUGCCCUCCUACGAGCGGGUGAGCCCGCCCUGGGUGCUGGAGGACAAGCGGCACUCCUUCCGCAAUGGGGGCACCUAUCAGCUCCGCGACUGGAAGGAGCACCCUGGUUUCGGCCGGCAAGACGUCCCGCUCUGGCUGCCCGGUCCUGGGAGGCAGCCGACCUACUUGGAUGAGGUGGAUGCAGCCUCGGGCUCUCUGCGACGGAUGUCACUGCAGCCCCGCUCCCGCUCCGUGCCCCGCUCGCCCAGCCAGGGUUCCUACAGCCGGGCACGGGUGUACUCCCCGGUCCGCUCGCCCAGCGCCCGCUUCGAGCGGCUGCCACCCCGGGGAGAGGAGAUUUAUGCCCCACCACCUUCAUGAUGAGGCGAUCCAUCAGUUCUCCAAAGGUAAAUGAAUGUGAUUUAUGCCGACCCCACCACCUUCAUGAUGAGGCGAUCCAUCAGUUCUCCAAAGGUGACGCCCUUCCCGGAUGCCUACAGGGAGACACUGCACGCCUACAAGAUAAGCGAGCAAGACACCGACAAGCUGCUGGGGAAGCUCUGUGAGCAGAACAAGGUGCUGCGGGAGCAGGAGAGGCUGGUGCAGCAGCUCCGAGCAGAGAAGGAGAGCCUGGAGAGUGCCCUGAUGGGGACACACCAGGAGCUGGAGAUGUUUGGGAGCCAGCCCGCCUACCCAGAGAAGCUGCUGCACAAGAAGGAAUCGCUCCAGAACCAGCUUAUCAACAUCCGCGUGGAGCUGUCGCAGGCCAGCACGGCCUUGGCAAAUAGCACUGCCGAGUACGAGAGCCUGGAGAGCGAGGUGUCUGCCCUGCACGACGACCUCUGGGAGCAGCUGAACCUGGACAUCCAGAACGAAAUGCUCAACCGGCAGAUCCAGAAGGAGAUCUGGCGGAUCCAGGACGUGAUGGAGGGGCUGAGGAAGAACAACCCGUCCCGUGGCACGGACACUGCCAAGCACAGAGUGGCCAUUGGCCCCUCGGGGACAUACAGCUCCAACAGCCCCGCCAGCCCCCUGAGCUCGGCCAGCCUCACAAGCCCCCUCAGCCCCUUCUCCCUCGUCUCCGGCUCCCAGGGCUCGCCCACCAAGCCAGGACCUGGCGAGCCCAAGCUGAGCUUCGAGCAGAGCAAGAAAGAGGCGCAGCGACCAGCCGCCCCUGGGCCCCCUGCCGAGGGGCUCCCGCAGAGCCGGCAGGAGCAGGAGGCAGAGAAGCAAGCGGCUCUCAACAAGGUGGGCAUCGUCCCCCCCAGGACCAAGUCUCCGGCAGAGGAGGAGAUGCGGCAGGGGGGCGUGACCGUGGGGCUGGGCUCUCCCCAGGAGAGAACGAAGAGCGCUGUGUUCGCCAACGAGACGAAGGUGAAGAUGAGCGUGGAGGAGCAGAUCGACCGCAUGAAGCGCCACCAGAGCGGCUCAAUGAAGGAGAAGCGGCGCAGCCUGCAGCUCCCGGGCAGCCAGCAGCCCGACACCCCUGGCACAAAGGCACCCGCCUCCUACAAGGUGGUGCGCCGGCACCGCAGCAUCCAUGAGGUGGACAUCUCCGACCUGGAGGCAGCGCUGCGCUCCGACGACCCCGGCAAGGUCUACGAGACGCCCCAGGAGGAGAUCGCCCGGCUGCGCAAGAUGGAGCUGGAGCCGCAGCACUAUGACGUGGACAUCAACAAGGAGCUCUCCACGCCGGACAAAGUCAUCAUCCCCGAGCGGUACGUCGAACUGGAGCCCGACACGCCGCUCAGCCCUGAGGAGAUGAAGGAGAAGCAGAAGAAGGUGGAAAGGAUCAAGACCCUCAUUGCCAAAUCCAGCCUGCAGAAUGUCAUCCCCCUGGGUGAGGGGGAGGUGGACGCCCCCCAGGACCCUGAGACCCAGCUGCAGGAGCAGGAGAAGAGGAUAGAGAUCUCGUGCACGCUGGCUACCGAGGCCUCCCGCCGGGGCCGCAUGCUCUCGGCUCAAUGCGCUACCCCAAGCCCUCCCACCUCCCCAGCCUCCCCGACUCCACCGACCAACCCCCUCUCGUCUGAAACAUCCCGGGUCGCCGACAACAGCCAUUUUAUGCGUGUCUGA